UGCGCUCCUGAUGGCCGGUACAUGACACACUGCUCAGGGAUUACACACACCACACACACUCUCUCUCUCUCGCACACACUCACAAACACACACACACUCACAAACACACACACACUCUCUCUCUCUCUCACACACACACUCACAAACACACACACACACACACACUCUCUCUCUCUCUCUCUCACACACACACUCACAAACACACACACACACACACACACACACUCUCCCUCAGCGCGCAUUAAUCCACUUUUUAUCCUCAUCGCUUUAUUCUUCUCUUCCUCCCCGUUACUUUGGAUACUUUUGUUUCUUCUGGUCUCUGGGAUUGUUCUGUGUCUCUGAACAGGAGCUCGUGCAGCGGGGACAUGGCCGGGAUCCGGUGGAACUUUACACCGCUUUUAUUGUCCCUGUUAUUAUUAUCACUAUUAUUAUUAUUAUUGUUGUCGCCGUCGUGCGCGCUCCAGAUGGACCGGGUGCGCGUGAGCUCCGUGUCCGCGUACGGUGUGGAGCUAGUGGGCGUCGGUGGUCCGGUUCGGACCCGCAGGACAGGCACGAGCACGAGCGGACUGACCCAUCACAUGAAGCUCUCUGGGGUAAAUGUCUGUGGAGGGCAGUGCUGUAUCGGAUGGAGCCAAGCACCUGGAUCUCAGCGCUGCACAAAACCUAACUGUCUUCCAAAAUGCCAAAAUGGUGGCAUGUGCCUCAGGCCGCAGAUGUGUGUGUGUAAACCUGGGUCGAAAGGGAAACUAUGUGAGCAGCCCACAUUGCCCACUUCCUCUCAUCCAUCCAGUCCAGCGAAUGGACACACGAACGGACACGGUAACGGACACGCUCUCGUUCCGCAGCGUCCGAUUCCCCAGCAGGUUUUCCCACAAGGCCCUGCUUCAUAUCAUCUACCCAACACUAACAUGGCACACAUGACCCUGACCAUGAAGGCGGCACCAAACAGCAAACAGCCAAUCCCCUUUCAGCAACAUGUACAGCAUCCUCUCUCAAUAAACAUGCAACAGGGUAAAAGUCAGAAGUUUGUGAUCAAGCCGAAGAUUUAUCCCUCACACAACACACACACUCAUCUGCAUGGAGGCGGAUACACACCUGAGCGCAGCAUCCCUCUGAGUGCCGGACACCACUCACUACACGUGGCCAACCACACGGGUCGGAUCAAACUGGUCUUCACUCCGACCAUCUGCAAGCUGACGUGUAGCGGCGGUCGCUGUCACAACACCUGCGAGAAAGGAAACACCACCACCAUCAUCAGCGAGAACGGGCGCGCCACUGACACGCUCACCGCCCCCAACUUCAGAGUCGUGGUGUGUCACCUGCCCUGUAUGAAUGGAGGGAAGUGUAACACACGGGAUAAAUGCCAGUGUCCACCGAACUACACUGGAAAGUUCUGCCAGAUGCCAACACAGAGUGGUGCAAGCAGCAACAUCCACACCACACACACACUCCCACUGAGCUACAGCCACAGCCAAGGUGUGGUGAAUAUUCAUGUUAAUCAUCCCCCCGAAGCAUCAGUUCAGAUCCAUCAGGUGUCUCAGGUGGACAGCAGCAGCACUGUACAGAAAUUCCAGCAGCACAGCACGUAUUCCAACCAGCAGAGCUUCCUGCACUACCAACCCGUCACCUCUAAGAGCCAGCUCGGACGCUGCUUCCAGGAGACCACCAGCACUCAGUGUGGGAAAGCCCUCCCAGGUCUCUCUAAGCAGGAUGAGUGCUGCGGGACGAUCGGCACUUCCUGGGGAUUCCACAAAUGUCAAAAGUGUCCAAGGAAACAGUCGAUUCCUCUGCUCGAGUGUCCACACGGGUACAAGAGGUUUAACAGCACUCGCUGCAUCGAUGUAAAUGAGUGCCAGUUACCAGGUGUGUGUCCUAACGGGAACUGCAUCAACACACCUGGGAGCUACAGGUGUUUGUGUCAACCAGGAUUUAUCCCCGACUCCACACUCACCAGCUGCCACUCAGCUGAAGCCCUGCCCCCUGUGCGUGAGGAGGAGAGGGGGGCGUGUUUCCGUGUGUUUGGUGGUGGGCGUCAGUGUUUACACCCCGUCUCCACCGAGCUAAGCAAACAGCUGUGCUGCUGCAGCGUGGGGAAGGCGUGGGGGGGCAAGUGUGAGCGCUGUCCACUGCCCGGAACAGCUGCGUUUAAGGAGAUCUGUCCUGGAGGUUUGGGUUAUCACGUGACCAACCCGUACAUCUAUAAACCCAAACCUCCUCCUGCUCCUCCUGUGAACCCGGAGGUUUACGAGCGAGGUGACACACACCAUCCCACGCUCAUACACCCCAAACCCACCACAGCCAUCGCACCGCUACCCGUCCCCACGGUCCAGAAACCCAUUGAGGCCUUCGGCUUCACCGAGAGACACCUACCAGUGGUGGUGGAGAAAACCUCGCCCGCUGCUCCAGUUGUCCUUUUACCAUCCAGCGCUAGUCAGGACAUUAACCCAACUCAGUUUGCAGAAGUGAAUGAGUGUGUGAUCAGUCCUGAUAUCUGUGGUCAGGGUUAUUGCUACGACACGGCCGAGAGCUACAACUGCUACUGUGACGACGGCUACAAGCUGAGCGACGAGGCCAACACGUGUUUAGAUGUUGACGAGUGUGUGGAUGAUCCUCAUCUGUGUGUUAACGGUCGCUGUAAGAACACACCUGGCAGUUUCACCUGUGUGUGUGAGCUGGGCUUUCAUCUGAACAAAGAGAGAACCAGCUGCGUUGAUUUAAAUGAGUGUGAAGCUCCAUACGUGUGUCCUGAGAACAGUAUGUGUGUGAAUACAGUCGGCUCGUACACGUGUCAUCAGUGCAGCAAAGGAUACACACUGGGUCAGAGUGGACAGUGUGAAGAUGUAGAUGAGUGUCAGAAUGGGAGUGUGUGUCCGUCUGGUCUGUGUUAUAACACACUUGGCUCAUACAUAUGCAGCCCAUGUCCUGAAGGCUUCCAGGGCAAAGAUGGCAAGUGUGUGGACAUUGAUGAGUGUGUGGACAGAUCUGUGUGUGCUCACGGUCAGUGCUCCAAUAGUGAAGGUUUCUUCAUCUGUACGUGUGAUGAUGGUUUCGCUCCAACUCCAGACCGCAAAGCCUGCACAGACAUUGAUGAGUGUCAGGAUGAGAGUGUGUGCACGAGAGGUCACUGUGAGAACACAGAGGGAGCGUUCAUCUGUCACUGUGAGAGCGGAUUCAAACUCUCAGAAUCAGGAGAUCAGUGUGAUGAUGUGGAUGAGUGCCAGGAGCUGACGGGGCUGUGUGAUGGUGUUGGUCAGUGUGUUAAUAACAUUGGAUCGUACCACUGUAACUGCCCCCCAGGGUACAGGCAGGUCAAUGACACUCGCUGUCAAGAUGUAGAUGAGUGUGAAGAGGAGACACUGAAGCUGCACAGUGUGGAUUGUGUAAACACUGAGGGCUCAUUUUACUUCAUCUGUGAGCCCGGAUACGCCCGGACACAGGAUCCACCCGCUUGUGAGGACAUGAACGAGUGUGAGCUCCUGAGCAAUGUGUGUGGGGAGGCUGUGUGUGAGAACGUACCGGGUUCUUUCGUGUGUGUGUGUCCUGAAGAAGGCUUCGAGUUCAACCAGAUGACGGCUAAGUGUUUACCCGCACCUAAAGCCUCGUCCACAGAGAGGAGAGUGUGUUACUACAACCUGAGCGAUGAGAAUCUGUGUGAUAACGUUCUGGCCAGCAGCGUGACCAUCGAGGAGUGCUGCUGUACGCUGGGGGCAGGAUGGGGUGACAACUGUGAGGUUUUCCCCUGCCCUGUCCAAGGCUCGGAUCCGUUCGCUCAGAUGUGUCCAGCUGGAAAAGGCAGAAUUCCAACUGGAGAAAACACCUCACCUGCUACCUACAAAGAUGCUGAUGAAUGUGAAAUCUUUAAGGAUGAGAUCUGUAAGGACGGAUUCUGUCAGAACACACCAGGAGAAUUUGAGUGUUACUGUAAAGCUGGACUCUACUACGAUGAGACCAAACUACAGUGUGUAGACACAGACGAGUGUUCAGACGGGUUGAACUGUGUGGAUGGUCAGUGUUUAAACAAUCACGGGUCGUAUCAGUGUUUCUGUUCACCUCCUCUGGUGCUCGAUGAGACCAAUAAGCGCUGUGUUUUCCAUGAGGUUGUUGCAGAGCCCAGUGAGCAGCAGGGUGUGUAUCAGGGGAUCUGUUGGCAGAAUGUUUCUCCUGAACACACCUGCACCAACAUACUGAGUAACCAAGUGACCACUUACACUGAGUGCUGCUGUCUGUAUGGAGAGGCUUGGGGGAUGGACUGUGCACUGUGUCCUCCUAAACAUUCUGAGGAUUACGCCAUCAUGUGUAAUAUUCGAGACUCCGGAUCGGUCCGGCGGCCGUACGGUCAGGAUGCUCUGGUCGCCGGACCUGUCCAUGAGUACGAGGUCGGCUCAGAGUAUGACUCACGAACCUUAAACCCAAACCCGACCUACUACGAGGACUAUGACGAUUCUAACAUGAGGAGAUACGAGGCGUUUGAAGGACUGCGAGCUGAGGAGUGUGGAGUGUUAAACGGCUGUGAGAAUGGACGCUGUGUGAGAGUGCAGAAGGGAUACACAUGUGACUGCUUUGAUGGAUUCACACUCGACAUGUCCAGAAUGGCCUGCGUUGAUGUAAAUGAAUGCAGCGAGCUGAACAAGCGCAUGUCUCUGUGCAAAAAUGGAAAAUGCAUCAACACACAAGGUUCAUAUAAAUGUCAGUGUUUGCCGGGAUACACGCCAUCAGAGAGACCCAACUACUGCGUUCCCAUCAUGCCGAGCGCUCGCACCGGCACUGAAUGACCACCAGGGGAUGCCACCUUCUAACUAACACACACACACACACACACACACACACACACACACACACACACAAUCUCUCUCUUAUUUAAUCGAAGCCCAUAUAAUCUGCACUGUAUUAUAUCACACACACACACACACACACUCACACACACACACACACACACACACAAACAUAAUUCUACUUGAGAUAAAGGUAAAAGUUUAACACACUUCUAAUCUUAUUGAGAGAAAACAGAACUGUAUAAAAUUGCGUUUACUGUCUUUAGGUUUUUCUCAGUUAUUAAAUUAGAAGGAAUUUUUCAUGUUUUUUUAUUUUCUUGUAUGUUUUUUAUUUUUUAUUUUAAAGAGACAAACCCUAUGAACUGAAGCCUGGGGGAUUAACAUUCUUUUCCUCUCUUGUCCUUCCUUCCCUCUCUUUAUCCACAAUCCUUUGCGUCAGUUUCUUUACCACAUUACCUCCACAUCAUAUCUCCAUGCCGUAUUAUCCAGACCAUAUCUCCACAGGGUAUCUCCACACCAUAGCUCCACACUGUAUCUCCAAACCAAAUCUCCACACUGUAUCUCCACGCCGUUUCUUCAGACCAUAUCUUCAUAGCAUUUCUUCACAUCAUAUCUCUACACCAUAUCUCCACUCUGUAUCUCCAUGCCAUUUCUCCACACCAUAUCUCCACAGCGUAUCUCCACACCAUAGCUCCACACCAUAGCUCCACACUGUAUCUCCAAACCAUAUCUCCACACUGUAUCUCCAUGCCGUUUCUUCAGACCAUAUCUCCACAGCAUAUUUCCACACCAUAUCUCCACACUGUAUCUCCACAGCAUAUCUCCAUGCCAUUUCUCCAGACCAUUUCUCCACACCAUAUCUCCACAGCGUAUCUCCACACCAUAGCUCCACACCAUAGCUCCACACUGUAUCUCCAUGCCGUUUCUUCAGACCAUAUCUUCACAGCAUUUCUCCACACCAUAUCUCUAUACCAUUUCACCACACUGUAUCUCCAAACCAUAUCUCCACUCUGUAUCUCCAUGCCAUUUCUCCACAUCGUAUCUCCACAGCGUAUCUCCACACCAUAGCUCCACACUGUAUCUCCAAACCAUAUCUCCACACUGUAUCUCCACGCCGUUUCUUCAGACCAUAUCUUCACACCAUAUCUCUAUACCAUUUCUCCACACUGUAUCUCCAUGCCAUUUCUCCACACCAUAUUUCAAAACUAAAUCUUUUGAAAAACACUCAGUUCUACAAUUCUACAAAAAAUCUUAAAGUUUCCUCCAGAGGAAUAACUGAAGAACCCUUUCUGACUCGAGUCUAGGUAGCUUCCUCUUAAUAAGUUUUGAAGCAGCCAUUGAAAACACUUUUAAAAUAAAUCUCACUAUGACGUAACGUUCCACUAUUAAAGCCUUCAAGCUAACAGCCUGCCUGCAAAUCCGUGAAUUAGUGACUAGCAGUGAGAUGCGAAUGCAGUGCAUUGUGGGUAAUAUACAUUGUUAGAAAGGUAUUAGCAUUAAGAAGAAAGCUGUUGAAUGAAUUCACGUUUAUGAUGUUGGUUUCUUUACGAAUAAAGGAAAGGUUCUGUUAAGAACACGUGAUGAA
Tachysurus vachellii is the source of this 6357-nucleotide messenger RNA. RefSeq names its product latent transforming growth factor beta binding protein 1 (gene ltbp1). NCBI's taxonomy places the organism in Eukaryota, Metazoa, Chordata, Actinopteri, Siluriformes, Bagridae. The transcript is spliced from 31 exons. Bases 366 to 4772 code for a protein of 1468 amino acids. Gene Ontology annotation, molecular function: calcium ion binding. The record is from RefSeq and is a predicted model, not a curated record.